GCAGCCCAAGCGGCGUUUCUAGAGCCAACGGGAUUGGCGUCGCGUCUCGGCCACCCCUUAGGAGGGCCUGUCUUGCUACCUCACGAUUGUUUCGAUCUCCUGUCAUCUUAUAUUCUCCCGAACGUUCUCCUAACUCUGCCAUCGUCCACUUGCUACCCCGAUCGCGCCACUUCUCGCCUUCUCCAUCCCUCUCCUACCGCAGAGCCAUGGCUUUUACGAGGCCAUCGCGGGAGCUCCUGCAGCUCCCGCGCCAGCUGACCUGCCGGCCGAGGCCACCGUCGACCUCGCCCGUCUCGGCCGCCUCCUCGGUGCGGUCCGCACACCGUCUCGCUACCCAAUCCGCCGCCCUCCCGCCCCGCCCGCAGCAAAGACGGCAACCACGGCACGGCGGCCACCUGCAUCAGCUGCAGCAGCCGUCCCGCGCGGCGGCGACCUUCACACCCGGCUUCCAGGCCGGGGCCGUGUCGCGGCUCGAGACGGCCGUCGACUCGUCGUCGGCCGAGUUCCGCGACAACGAGGCGGCCAUGCGCGCGGCCUCGGACCGCGUCGACCGCCUGACGCGGGCGGCGCAGCGCGGGGGCAGCGACAAGGCGCGGGAGAAGCACCUGGCGCGCGGCAAGAUGCUGCCCCGCGAUCGCGUCGCCGCGCUGAUCGACCCGGGCACCUCGUUCCUCGAGCUGUCGCCCCUGGCCGGCCACGAGCUCUACGCCGACGCCGACGUGCCCGCGGGCGGCAUCAUCACGGGCGUGGGCCAAGUCGAGGGCGUGACGUGCGUGGUGGUUGCCAACGACAGCACCGUCAAGGGCGGCACAUACUACCCCGUCACGGUCAAGAAGCACCUGCGCGCCCAGGAGGUGGCGGCCCAGAACGGGCUCCCCUGCAUCUACCUCGUCGACUCGGGCGGCGCCAACCUGCCGCACCAGGCCGAUGUGUUUCCGGACCGCGACCACUUCGGCCGCAUCUUCUACAACCAGGCCCGCAUGUCGGCCGACGGCGUCCCGCAGAUCUCGGUCGUCAUGGGCCCCUGCACCGCGGGGGGCGCCUACGUGCCCGCCAUGAGCGACGAGAGCAUCAUCGUGCAGGACCAGGGCCACAUCUUCCUGGCCGGGCCCCCGCUCGUCAAGGCCGCCACGGGCGAGGUCGUCAGCCCCGAGGACCUGGGCGGCGGCCGCAUGCACACGUCGGUCUCGGGCGUCGCCGACUACCUGGCCGUCGACGACGCGCACGCCCUGGUGCUGGCGCGCCGCUGUGUCGCGAACCUCAACUGGCCCACGAGGUCUCGGCAGCAGCAGCAGCAGCAAGAGGAAGGCUUGCCGGCAUACGAGGAGCCCCUGUACCCGGCCUCGGAUCUCCUGGGCAUCGCGUCGACGAACCUGCGCAAGCCCCUGCCCGUGCGUGAGGUGAUCGCGCGCAUCGUCGACGGCUCGGCCUUUGCCGAGUUCAAGCGCGACUACGGCGCCACGCUCGUCACGGGCUUCGCCUCCAUCUACGGGCAGCGCGUCGGGGUCGUGGCCAACGACGGCAUCCUGUUCGCGUCGUCGGCCGCAAAGGGCGCGCACUUUGUCGAGCUCUGCUGCCAGCGCGGCCUCCCGCUCGUCUUCCUCCAGAACAUCUCGGGCUUCAUGGUCGGGCGCGAGGCCGAGCGCGAGGGGAUCGCCAAGCACGGCGCCAAGCUCGUCACGGCCGUGGCCUGCGCCGACGUGCCCAAGCUCACCGUCGUCGUCGGCGGGAGCUACGGGGCCGGCAACUACGGCAUGUGCGGCAGGGCCUACUCGCCCCGCUUUCUGUGGAUGUGGCCCGGCGCCCGCGUGGGUGUCAUGGGCGCCGACCAGCUAGCCGCCGUUAUGGAGACGGUCGGGCGGCCGGACCCGGAGCUCAGGGACCGCAUCGAGCGCGAGAGCGAUGCCGUGUUUUCCAGCGCGAGGCUGUGGGACGAUGGAGUCAUCCCCCCAGAACACACGCGCCGCUACCUCGGCUUGGGCCUGAGGGCCGCCCUCUCCGGCCGCAACCAUGUCAAGCCAGGGGCUACCAAGUUUGGGGUUUUUAGAAUGUGAUACAACGUCAUGGAGAGUUUUUUUCUUUCUUUUUUUUCGGUCUGGUUGCUUGCCCUCUCAUGCAUGCCCGGAGGCCCGGAGACAUCACAUCGGCAAACCUCGGACUACUGGGGUGCAAAAUGAUACUCUCACCCUCGCGACGGUCUUUCCGCACCUAAAAGCUUGUAUGAGGAGACGAGACCAUGUAACUCCCACUCCUUGUAUCACGUAUCCAGUGGCCACGCGGGAACUGAGGCCACUUAUCCAGCGAGAAUUCGGUAGACAGGGCGAAGCUCGAAUUUAAAAGCUGCCGCGCCGGGUGAUAGGGGGUUUGCUAUGUCGUCUUCAGAGUCCCUGCUGGGCCUAGCCCUUGAGUACCUACCUGUCAGACCAGACUAUUGUUGGAGUGCAAGCCUUAUCCAUACAUGGGCAAUCAGAAGGGCAAGCGAAAAGACGAACAGAGCGAGGCAUGGAUGAACCAAGCAAUGCGGAUGUGAUGGACCAGAUCCUGUGGGUCACUUGUAGAAGAACGUAGAACGGCAAUGCCACCCUGUGUGACACGGCGCGCACUUCGGUUUGUCUUUGUAGCCAGCAAGCCUUCCUAUCC
Molecule: messenger RNA, 2640 nt
Organism: Gaeumannomyces tritici R3-111a-1
Lineage: Eukaryota; Fungi; Ascomycota; Sordariomycetes; Magnaporthales; Magnaporthaceae
Product: methylcrotonoyl-CoA carboxylase subunit beta
Exons: 2
Coding region: 207-2054 (615 amino acids)
Biological process (GO): L-leucine catabolic process
Cellular component (GO): mitochondrion; methylcrotonoyl-CoA carboxylase complex
Molecular function (GO): methylcrotonoyl-CoA carboxylase activity
Source: RefSeq, a predicted model, not a curated record